Messenger RNA from Phytophthora infestans T30-4, 1809 nucleotides. Its product is annotated as signal recognition particle, putative. The record is from RefSeq and is a predicted model, not a curated record. Gene Ontology annotation, molecular function: endoplasmic reticulum signal sequence receptor activity; 7S RNA binding; signal recognition particle binding. Lineage: Eukaryota; Oomycota; Peronosporomycetes; Peronosporales; Peronosporaceae. Bases 1 to 1809 code for a protein of 602 amino acids. The transcript has 2 exons. Gene Ontology annotation, cellular component: signal recognition particle, endoplasmic reticulum targeting. Gene Ontology annotation, biological process: SRP-dependent cotranslational protein targeting to membrane.
AUGGCCAAGGGAGCCAAGGCGGAGGACGCGCCCGCGUCGAGCGCCGAGGUGCUGAGUGUGCCCAUUCUAGAGACCGUCAAGGCCGCGCAGCUGCAAAACGGAUUGCGUCAUCGCGACUUUCAGCGCUACCGCCAGUACUGCACGCGUCGCCUGCGUCGCAUCCGCAAUUUUCACAAGAAGGUGGACGUCGAGACGGCCACUGAGAAUCGUCUGCUAUACUUGCCAUUGUAUAAUGCUGAGCGUGCGUGGGGAUACGCAAUGCAGCUCAAGGAGGACGAUAUCUUGGACAAGUCUGAGAACGGCGAGGACGCCAACUCGCGCAUCAAGUUCCACUUGAAUGGACGUCUGCGCAAGGCAGCCGAGUGGAGUCAGCGACUCUCUGAGAUCUGCGCGGCUCGCGCCGAUGCGCGUACGAGUCUCGAGGCCGAGGCCUACGCCGCCUACAUGGCUGGUAACUUGGCCUUCCACCGAGAGGAGCACAUCGCGGCGCUCGAGAAGUUCGGCACGGCGCGCCGCAUCUACGCGGAUCUGUCGCAGGUGGGCACGUCUUCGCAGAAGGAGCUGUUCUCUGGCUCAGCCGACGAGCUGCUGCCGUUUAUUCGCUUCUGCGAGCACCGUCUGGCGCUCCAGGGACGCACGGCCAGCUCAGCCGAGACGUCGUCACUGGAGCUAGGCGAUGGCGCCAACAACUCGCUGCUGCAGUCCAAGAUCGACUUAGUGCUGCUAGAGGCGCGUAAACAGAAGGUGGCGAACCUCGGAUCUGUGGAAUGGAAGCAACAGCAGCUUACCGUGCCGACGCAAGAGCUGGGAAUGGCCUUGGUACGCACGACGGAGCUCGCUGCCAAGCUGGACGCUGCGCAGGACGAUAAAGCGCGUGAAAAUUGUUUCUUAGAGCUCUUGAGUGCGUACGAUGCACUGCUUCAAGCUCUGAAGAACGCUACGGCGAAGCUGGAACAACAGGCGAAGAGUGGCAGUGCGCUUGUGCACUCGGAUCUGGAGUUGUUGGCUGCGCUGGAAGAGUACGCGCGCUUCAAGAAACUGGCUAAGCAAGUGGAACGUCAGGCUGCAGUGUAUCGAACCCUCAAGAAGCGAUUCUCCGCGCAACAGGCAGGUGAGUUGACGCAUAUUCUAGACAUGUUGGUGCAGACUGUGGGCGAUAUCCUGUCGAUCCCUGGCAUCCGUGAACUGGAACAGCGUCGUGCUGCACAGUACAGUGCCUAUCACGCUGUCUUCCGUGCGUGUCGCGCGUCUACCGUCGCGCAGACAUAUCUGAAUCAGAAGAAGUUCGCAGAGGCCAUGGCGUUGUACCAGUACGCGUCCGGUUUCUUGACUGAAGCGGGGGAGAUCUUGACUGCUCAGCCUGCAGCUAAGGACGACGUGUUGCAGGAGCUCACACGUGAAUUGCACGAGGAACUUGCCGGUGCUGUGAGUCGCACGACGGCGCAGAGUUUCCUGGAGUCGUCGACACGUACCGACGCCGUGCGUCUCGAGCUGGAACAGCUCUCGUUCAUUACGGAAGAGAAUGGCAAGAAGAAGGACAAGAAGCGUAAGAAACGCCAAGUUAGUGCGCUAGUGGACCGUCAGGAUCAGUUCGAGGCGGGCUCGAUCGAGGGCCACCGCGAGCUGGUGAAGCUCCCGCCGGAGUUCCGUGCCGUGCCGUGCAAGCCGCUGCUGUUUGACGUGGCGUUCAACGAACUGGAGUUCCCCGACCUGACGGAGCGUACUAAAACAGACGCGGAGAAGGCUGCCGAGGCUGCAGCUGCAAGCAACGAGACGGGCGGCGGCUUCUUCGGCUGGUUCCGCAAGUAG